Rhodamnia argentea is the source of this 1410-nucleotide messenger RNA. RefSeq names its product magnesium transporter MRS2-3-like. The record is from RefSeq and is a predicted model, not a curated record. Gene Ontology annotation, biological process: transmembrane transport; magnesium ion transport. The transcript has 6 exons. The coding region runs from base 1 to 1410 and encodes 469 amino acids. Gene Ontology annotation, molecular function: magnesium ion transmembrane transporter activity. Lineage: Eukaryota; Viridiplantae; Streptophyta; Magnoliopsida; Myrtales; Myrtaceae. Gene Ontology annotation, cellular component: membrane.
AUGCCGAACGGUCAUCUUUCGACGAACCAAAAGGAGGACCUCGACCCGAACCCGCCUCCGACGCCAGUGGCCCACUUGACGGGCCAUCGGCACCGGAAGAAGGGCAUAGGGAUCAAGACCUGGCUUGUCGUCGACUCGGCAGGCGAGGCCCAGCUCAUCGACGCAGGGAAGCACUUGAUCAACCGGCAGACGGGGCUCUCGGCGCGGGACCUGCGGAUCCUGGAUCCAUCGCUAUCCUACCCAUCGACCGUGACGGGGCGGGAGAGGGCACUGGUGAUCAAGCUGGAGCACAUAAAGGGAAUGAUCACGGCCAAGGACGUUUGGCUGCUCAACUCCAAGGAUCCCGCGGUGGUUCCUUUCGUGGAGGAGCUUAAGCGUCGGUGCUCGCAUCAUUAUCAAGCCAAUGCCAUGAAGCUUGACAGAACCGGUGGUGAUGAAGAGCAAUCUGAGGAAGCUUUACAUCAAGUUUUCGAAGCUACGCAAGAGAACAUAUCGCACCCUCGAGGGGUUGAGCAUCAACACGACAGAUCAGAGACUCUUCCUUUUGAGUUUGUGGCCUUAGAGGCAUGCCUUGAAGCUGCAUGCUCUAGUUUAGAUGAUGAGGCAAAAGCAAUCGAGCAAGAGGCUAAUCCUGCUUUGGACAAGCUAAUUUCGAAGAUUAGUACCCGGAAUCUCGAGCGUGUCCGGCAGAUUAAAGCUCGAUUGGUCAUGUUGACAGGACGAGUUCAAAAGAUAAAGGACGAGAUCGAGCAUCUUCUUGAGAACGAUGGAGACAUGGCAGAGAUGUAUUUGACCGGCAAACCACUCCAAGGUGAAAAAGACGAGUCGUCUUCUUCUUCUUCAUCGAUCACUGUAGAGGAAGAUGAACUUCAUGAACUAUACGAAGAAGAAAGGAAUUACGACGGAGACGAUAUAAUCAGGGCAGAUGAGAGUGCGAAUGCUUCGGGGAACUCGUUGAAUGAUGAUGAAAUGGAGGAGGGGAUCAAAGAUAGCAACUCACAUGGUGGCUUGAGCAUGAGCAAGCGUCUUGAUGGCUCAAGCAAGCACCUUGAUGUGGCCGAAUUGGAAAUGCUCCUAGAGGCAUACUUUGUGCAGCUUGACGGCACACUCAACGAGCUAUCCGCGUUAAGGGAAUACAUUCAAGACACGGAGGACUAUGUGAACAUAAUGUUGGAUGACAAGCAAAACAAUCUGCUGCAAAUGGGAGUCGUCAUAUCGACGGCGACGUUAUUCAUCACCAUGUUCAUUAUUGUGACUGGGAUAUUUGGUAUGAACGUCAGAAUUGCACUCUUUCAUCCUCCGAAUCCGACAAUCAACAAUUUCCUUUGGACAGCAGGCGGAUGCACCGUCGGGACGAUUGUCUUGUACGUUAUUGCAAUAGCAUGGUACAAAAAAAAACGGUUUAUAUAG